GACCACAGUGUGGCCAUCCAUCAUGGAGCUGGAGCCGUGCGUCGUUCUCUUCACCCUACUCGCCCUCCUUUUGGCCGCCUACAUCGUCCUCAGGAAGGCCGCCCCUGGCACCACCUCCUCCGCCAGAAGCAAGACAGCCAGAGUAGGCUACGAAGACGACGUGUUGCCCUCCAUACUUUUUGCAACUGAACCUCAGGCUCUCCCAGAACCACUAUCAACACUAGUUUCAGGACCUGUCAAAGAAGAACAGCGUCUCCUUGAAUCAACCCAAGAUUCUGAACCUGCACCAGUGCCGGACCAUCUUUUAGAAUCGGCAAGACCUGUAGUUUCAGAAAUAUUGCCGGACAUGCUCAACAAAUUAGUGUCCGUUCAAGAAGCAGCUUCGGAUCCAGAGCCAGUCUUACCAAGGGUUUUGGUUCCAGAAAUGGUCCCUCAGCCAGAUGUCAUUGCAAAACCAGCCUGUGCUUUAAAACCUGUACUUGAAACACUUUCAGAACUAGAAUCUGUUUCCGUUCCAGAAACUGCCCUUCGGCCAAAACCUGUACCUGAAGCAGUUGUAAAACCGGGACCAGUUCCAAAGAUUAUUCCUCAGCUAGAAACUGCUGCACACACAUUUUGUAUUCAAGAACAAGUGUCCAAAUCAACACCAGAACCUCGACUGGAACAGUUCUCAGAGGCCCAGGCAGCUUCAGAUCCAGAAACCUCCUCUGAACCACCACCUGAAAUAGUUUGUGGUUUAAUACCGUGUUCUGAACCAGUAUCAGUAUCACAGGUAAUUGAAGAAGAGCUGUCCUCAAAUCUAGUGUCAAAACCAGAACCUCCUGUCCAGUCUGAAUUAGAACCUGCAAAGAAGGUGGCUCAGUUGGUUUCGGCACCCAUAGCUGCAUCUGAGCUGGUCUCGAGAUCCCCGGAAGAGAAACCGCCAGCUACUGAAACAGAGACAGCAGCCAAGCCUGAACCGGAAUCAGAACCAGAACCACAGAUUCAAGAUAUGGCAGCGUCCCAAGAAAAAGUCAGGUUUUCUGUUGGAAAGAAGCAGAACAAGUUUGAGACGCUGAUGACGAAGGAGGAGAUGGAGGAGGAGCAGAGGGUGCAACAGGAACAGCUGGCGGCCAUUUUCCUACUCCUGAGGGAGAACCAGGAGGCGCUGGGGGAGGUGACGGAGGGCGACAUGGAGGAGCAGAUCAAGCUGUACUCACUGUGAGAUCCAUCACCUCGGCUGAUUGACAACAUGACAUACUUCUGCUCGGGCAGUCAAGUGGCAGCUCCAUUCAGUGGAUGUAACUUGGAAGUGGCUAGCAACUUGAAGGUCGCAGGUUUGAUCCCCGAUGCUCCUUCCAGUUGACCCUCUGGUUGUAGGGAAGUGAAAGUAUCUUUUUUUUUAGAUGACUUUCUACUAAAGUCUUCCUAGAAAAUCCUUUCUUGUCCAUUUCCUCACAUGACUAAGUCUGAUUUUUUCUGGAAACACCACAACUCAUCCAAACAAAGAUGGAAAAACAAAAGCUGAAUAAAGAUUGAAAAUAGAAAUUGUGUGUUUGCUCACACACCAAAAAGGAAAUGGGAGACCAGCAUGUGGUGGAUAGUACGUGGUACGUUUAUUGAUUUCUUCCGUCAUUCUGAUAAAAAGAACAUAAAAAAUCUAGUCAUGUCAGAGAUUGUGCUCGAUGACAACUGGAGGGGCGGAGCUGAAAAGUCUGUUUCAACCAUCACAACACAAGAAGGAUUCGCAUGAGAAUGGCCGACUCCAGCAGGGGGCGUGGUUAAAGAACGUCACUUUCAGCAGUAUGAAGCUGCGUGUCGUCAGCGUCCGUCAUAACGCUGCUGUCCUGACUGUCGUCCACCUCCACGGCUGCUGCA
Doryrhamphus excisus (bluestripe pipefish) is the source of this 1857-nucleotide messenger RNA. RefSeq lists its product as uncharacterized. Lineage: Eukaryota; Metazoa; Chordata; Actinopteri; Syngnathiformes; Syngnathidae. The record is from RefSeq and is a predicted model, not a curated record.